Molecule: messenger RNA, 2776 nt
Organism: Peromyscus californicus insignis
Lineage: Eukaryota; Metazoa; Chordata; Mammalia; Rodentia; Cricetidae
Gene: Slc25a21
Product: solute carrier family 25 member 21
Exons: 10
Coding region: 589-1485 (298 amino acids)
Source: RefSeq, a predicted model, not a curated record
AAUUACUAUGAUAGCACGUCUCAAGUCGGAAUCCGCUGUGACUUCGUUGCUGCGGCCUUCAAUCUCUGGAUCACUAACUUGGAGGAAUUUAUUCACUCUCCCUUCUUUGGAACUGGACUGCAAUCUAGCCCGCCAGGAGGGCAAGGGUCGCCUGCUGCUGCUGCUGCUGCUGCUGCUGCUGCUGCUGCUGCUGCUGCUGCUGCUACUGCUGCUGCUGCUGCAGCUGCUUGCUUCCCCGUCCUUAUCUCAGGCGGCCCGUGCAGCUAAACAAACUCUGCUGGAGGUCUUGAUAGGCAAAUUUGUGAGCCCCUAUCUAGGAGCUCAAGCCAACUCCCCCCAACCCCCACUUGCCUGUGUUCCCCUCCGGCGCCCCCGAAAGCGCAGCCUCGGGCAGCGCUGGGCAGGUUCGGACCCCCCUCCGGCGACCUCUCGGCGAGCCUGUGCCCUAACCGCCGUCUUUAGCUGGACCGCGGCCGCCCAGGGAAGAGUCGAGCCCGAGGACCGACCGGGCCCGGUCUCCAUCGGCAGCAGCGGCUUUCGGAGGAGCUCGCUCCGGCAACUCGGGCACCGGGUCCUCCAGCCGCGAAGAUGUCGGCCCCCAACGUCAGCUUGCUGCGCGAGACUUCCCGGCAGGUCGUGGCCGGAGGGGCUGCAGGUCUUACAGAAAUUUGCCUGAUGCACCCUCUGGACGUGGUGAAAACCAGGUUCCAGGUUCAGAGAAGUAUAACGGACCCACAAAGUUACAAAAGCUUAGGUGACAGCUUCCGGAUGAUCUUCCGAACAGAGGGGUUUUUUGGCUUUUACAAAGGAAUUCUACCACCCAUUUUAGCUGAAACACCAAAAAGAGCUGUCAAGUUUUCCACCUUUGAGCAGUACAAGAAAUUGCUGGGAUCUGUGUCACUAUCACCGGGGCUGACAUUUGCCAUUGCUGGACUUGGAUCUGGACUAACAGAAGCCGUUGUGGUCAACCCUUUCGAGGUGGUAAAAGUUGGUUUGCAGGUCAAUAGGAACACAUUCACAGAGCAACCAUCUACUUUUGCUUAUGCAAGACAAAUCAUUAAGAAGGAAGGCUUGGGGCUCAGGGGCCUGAACAAAGGAUUUACGGCAACUCUGGGACGUCAUGGAAUUUUCAACAUGGUUUAUUUUGGCUUCUACCACAACGUCCGAAACAUGAUUCCAGCUAGUAAGGAUCCAACCUUGGAGUUUUUGAGAAAAUUCGGGAUUGGUUUUGUCUCGGGGACAAUGGGCUCAGUCUUUAACAUCCCCUUUGAUGUGGCCAAGAGUAGGAUCCAAGGGCCCCAGCCAGUUCCUGGAGAGAUCAAGUACAGAAACUGCUUUAAAACAAUGGCGACGGUCUACCAGGAAGAAGGGAUUUUAGCCUUAUACAAAGGUCUGCUUCCCAAGGUGAUGAGGCUUGGACCAGGUGGCGCGGUGAUGCUGCUGGUGUACGAAUACACCUACGAGUGGCUGCAGAAGAACUGGUGAUGGACGAAGAGGUGUUUUCCCCUUGACAUAACAGAGAUGUGGUCUGCAGUCCCAUGAAGAGGAGACAAGUCAGCGAAGCGAGACGUAAAGAAGGGAGGACAGCCUGUUCUGAUGUUUUAAGAAAGUUUUAGACAAAUUUACCUGGCCCUGUGGGCCAUAGACACAGCACUGUGAGAGGGAGAGGAGUGUGCAAGUUAGGCAAAAGUAGGGGAGAGAUCAGCUACACUUCAUAAAAGCUACACCAACUGUGUGACUCAGACUGCCCACAGUGAAAACUCAUCCAAUCAUUUUGCUGAGAAGGCUAUAAGCACUUAAAUCCUUGAAAAUACAUUGUUCUGUGGCUAAUUCCCUGAGAAUGAUUUAAGAAAAAAAAAAAAAGAUUGAGUUAAAAGCCAAACUUUAAAUGCUUUUUAUAAGGAAUUACUUUUCCAUAAAUCAUAUUUUAAAACAGAAGAAAGAAAAAAAUUAAAUACACCAAAACAGCCUUUCAAUAAUGUUUAGUUUUGUGAGUGCUGUGUUAAAAUGUGAAUCUACUGGUUUUCUUUAGUAAUGAUACACAGGGUCUAUUUUCCUAAGUGUAUUUUAUAUUUCAGGUGGUGGUUUAAGUGGGUUAUUUUUAAAUCAUGCUCUUUGAAGUCUUUUAUUACAAAUAGAAUACACGAUAUUAUACUAAACUGAUCUCCUUUAUGUAACUCACUUUGAAGACAAGUUUUAUGACCGAAAUAUCUUUAUUUUACGUCACAAAUUGAUGCACUCCUUGGACGCUUCCCUGUGCCUGUGUGUGCCUUCCCACACCUCUUCCUGAGCCCUUGCCUAUGCCAUUCUUAAAAAGGAUGUAGGGAAAUGAAACUAUUCUCCAGACUCUUGGGUUCAAGUGACAUCUUUAAAUAUGAAAUCAAUUGUCUAGAAUAUUAAAAUGUCUGUGAUAAAGGGAAAACCUUUCAAAAUGAAAAUACAUUCUUAGCAUUUCUAAGCAUUCAUGUAUUAAUAUGCACUCAAAAAAGAGAGAGAGAUAGCAUUUUGGUCUUGAUAUAACUAAAGCUUCUUCUUAAGUCUGCAUCCUCAAAUGAUACUAAUUCAGUAGCUAAAGUCAACAAAAAAAAUGUCAACAUGUUUUAGAUGUCACCUGUUCUUAACUACUACUGUGGGGUAUUUCUGCUAUGGGGGAUUCUCACCAAAACAUUUUGAAAAUAAACAGUAAAAAGGACAUGGUAAUUAUUUGUAUUUAUUAAUUUAGAGCAUUUGAAGUAUAAAAAUAAAAGGCUUUUGACAUACUGUAUAUACAUACAUA